AUGAGAUUUCUCUGCCCACCUUCUAAAAUUCAAACCUCUGAUACAUACAGUUCAAUCAUCAGAUGGGAGCCAGUAGGAGCCAGUACUGGAUUCACCUACCUCCGCCUCUUCUUCGCCAUUGCCGGCAUCUGUUUAUCGGCUUCUCUCCCUCAUGGGCCGACGCUUUCGCACCGCAUCCAGCUCUCCGAGACCGCCACAGUGAAUGAAUCUCUCCGCACCCACCAAAUUAGCACCGGAACGGUCGAAACCAAUGUGCGCAUCGUAUUCGUAGACCCGCAGGAAGAAGCCCCGGACGGAAUGUACAUCAUUGCCUCUAACAACCCGAUAGGCUCCCCAGUAUCACUCACCUUGCGACUGAACGAGAACCGGAACAUCUUCAACACCAUCAUCUUACCUGCGAAUUCCAAUUUAACGCCAAUCGGCGGAACGAUGCGUAGGCCUCGAUCUGUUCUGUUCCUGUACACCAUUAUCAACUCGGAACACUCCGAGACCAACACAGCUGGAGGCCCAGCUACCCCAGUUUCGGACGCGGAAACUUAA
This is a messenger RNA of Puccinia triticina, 540 nucleotides long. RefSeq lists its product as uncharacterized. The record is from RefSeq and is a predicted model, not a curated record. The transcript has a single exon. The coding region runs from base 1 to 540 and encodes 179 amino acids. NCBI's taxonomy places the organism in Eukaryota, Fungi, Basidiomycota, Pucciniomycetes, Pucciniales, Pucciniaceae.